GCCGCGGGGGGAGGUGCCUGAGCCAGAGCGGCCGCCUGCGGUCCGACCCCGUAGGCGCAGAGGGUCCUGUCGGCGGCGCCCGGGAGCGACUAGCUUCCCGAUGCUUCCGCCCUGGCUCCCGCCGGCCGGGCUGUGCGGUUAGGGCCCGGCUCCGGCCCCCUGAGGUGUCCGCGUGGGUGAGGACGGUUUCGGCCCCGCGGAACGGAGCGGCUGGAGCGCGAGGCGGCGGCCGCCGGGAGGAGGAUGGGGGCUAACCAGUUAGUGGUGCUCAACGUGUACGACAUGUACUGGAUGAACGAAUACACCUCUUCCAUCGGAAUUGGAGUUUUUCAUUCAGGAAUUGAAGUAUAUGGCAGAGAAUUUGCUUAUGGUGGCCAUCCUUAUCCCUUUUCUGGAAUAUUUGAAAUUUCCCCAGGAAAUGCUUCUGAACUAGGAGAAACAUUUAAAUUUAAAGAAGCUGUCGUUUUAGGGAGCACUGACUUCCUAGAAGAUGAUAUAGAAAAAAUUGUGGAAGAAUUGGGAAAAGAAUACAAAGGCAAUGCCUAUCAUUUGAUGCAUAAAAAUUGCAAUCACUUUUCUUCGGCUUUAUCAGAGAUUCUCUGUGGGAAAGAGAUUCCUCGCUGGAUCAAUCGGCUUGCCUACUUCAGCUCCUGUAUACCUUUUCUACAGAGUUGCCUCCCAAAGGAGUGGCUCACGCCCGCAGCCCUGCAGUCCAGCGUCAGCCAGGAGCUCCAGGACGAACUGGAGGAGGCAGAGGACGCUGCAGCCUCAGCUUCCAUGGCCAGCACCACCGCAGGCUCCAGACCUGGGCGCCACACCAAACUAUAACUGUCUCCAAAGUCACACAUUCAGGACUGUCUGUGGCAGUUGACUAUCACUAGAGAAAAGUAAAAGAAUAAACGUCCUUUGGAUAUUUUGUAUGCAAAGAUGGCUCUCCCCCAAAUCCCAGUUUUUCAGCUCAGGAUUAUAUUUGUAAUCAAAAACAAAACAAAAAAAAGAAAUCACUUGGCGCAGGAGGGAGAACUUUGUAUGAAGCUGCCCUCUGUUUUUUUUACCCACUUGUAAAUUUGGAUUUACUUCUUCUGUUUUAUACAAGCUCUGUUAAGUUAUGUUUACAGUAUUUUGUAUCACUGUUUACAAAUCUUGCAUGGACUCCUGCCACCAUGAAAGAAGAAAAUCAUGUCUUCAGAACUUAGGCAGGUAAUCUUUGUACACUUCUGACCCUUGCCCGAGCUACGGCACACGUGAUAGGCACAGAGGAAGGUACUCAUGCAGUUAGAGGCACCAUGACCUGCCUGAGAACUGUCUUUCAGGUUUGUCUUUGUUCUUGUCCCCCUUUGGGCACCAGGAUGCACUGAGUGAAGGAGCACACAGCCCUGGGGGCUCAGGACCUUGGUCUGCGUGAGAGGCGCCCGCGGUGCUCCAGCGCGCCUUCCUCUCCAAGUAGCACAUCGCCCAGGGUCCCCGCUGAAAGGUUGCUUUCAUCCCAAAUAUCCGUCCACCUCCAGGGGGUGGUGCACUCUUGUGUCAGUCUGGCUUUGAUGCCUCUGAUUCUGUAAGUAAGAUGUUUUUCGUUAAAGAUAUUCUUGCUGGCAACAAGUGUUUUUGCACAUGCACUGGGGGGGCUUCAUUUUUAUUUUAGUAUGUAUCAGUAUCCUCCCUGCACAGGAUUUUGUACAUGGGGCAGGAGUAUCCUAAGUGGUAGCCUUCUGAGUAGCAGUGUGAGUUGACAUUCAACUGCUUUUAACUGUUCAGGCUACUUUUAUACUACAUCUUGAAAACUAGAGUCUAAACGAACACUUUCUGAAAAAGUGAAUACUUGGAUAUUUUAAGCAUUUUAUGUUCCCUACCAGAAAGACUAUUAGUUUGUUAUGGGAGUAGUUUCACCUCAUAAUAGAAAGCCUAGUCUCAUUGACCUCAUGUGGAAAACACAUAUUUAUGUGUCUUAGACUUCCAUCUUUUUCUGUUCUCCCAAAUGUAUGUGUCUUACAUGACCUACUCUAAAAAUGAAGUUGUCACCCCAGGUAUGUCCUCAUUAGCAAGGAAUCUGUCUGUUCACGUCUACUCCCAGUUUGACCCUUGGAUGUAAGAGCCAAGUCAUUACAUGUCAGAUUCAAUUUUUCUGCCUUAAGAAUGAAUGUCCUAUAUAAAAUAUUGGAUGCAGUGUGUAAAUUAUCCAAGGCAGUGACUUCAGCUUUAUAUAUAUUGUUAGUUUUAAAAUCAUCUACAUUUAUUUAAACUUCUAGAUGGGAUUGUUUGCUAUUACUCUUUGUAAAGAUACAUAUCUUUCAGUAAACUACAUUUUUAACUUUUC
Cervus elaphus (red deer) is the source of this 2314-nucleotide messenger RNA. RefSeq names its product desumoylating isopeptidase 2 (gene DESI2). Gene Ontology annotation, biological process: protein deubiquitination. The record is from RefSeq and is a predicted model, not a curated record. Bases 244 to 828 code for a protein of 194 amino acids. Gene Ontology annotation, molecular function: deubiquitinase activity. The transcript has 5 exons. NCBI's taxonomy places the organism in Eukaryota, Metazoa, Chordata, Mammalia, Artiodactyla, Cervidae.